AUGAAAAACGUGCAAGUAAACGAAGAGCUUUGUUCACUAGUGAAAAUUGCGUGUCCAAUCCUAAUGACGAGCAUGCUCCUUUACUCCCGCUCUGUUGUCUCCAUGCUCUUCCUCGGUCGCCUUGGAAAGGCUGAGCUGGCAGGCGGCUCCCUAGCCCUCGGCUUUGGCAACAUCACCGGCAACUCAAUCCUUCGAGGCCUCUCUACUGGCAUGGACCCUAUAUGCUGCCAAGCCUACGGUGCCAAGCGUUUGUCCGUCCUUUCACAAACCUUCCAAAAAACCCUAUGCCUCCUCCUUCUUGUGUCCAUCCCAAUCUCUGCUCUUUGGCUCAACAUGGAGCCAAUUUGCAUUUGGCUUGGCCAAGACCCCGCCAUCACACGUGUCGCGAAAAUCUACAUGGCUUGCUCGAUCCCCGAGCUCCUAGCACAAGCCCAUCUCCAACCUCUUCGGAUCUUCCUAAGAACACAAGGCCUAACUGCUCCUCUAACAAUAGCUGCCACAUGUUCAGCCGUUCUACACCUUCCAAUUAACUACUUUUUAGUCACUUAUCUCAAAUUGGGUGUUGGUGGGGUGGCAUUGGCCUUGGCUUGGAACACUUUGAACCUAAAUGUGGGCUUGGUUAUUUACAUCUUGGUCUCCAGUAAGCCCUUGAAUCCCUGGCAUGGGCUAACCAUUUUUUCUACUUUUACGGGCUGGGGCCCAUUGUUAAAACUGGCCCUUCCAAGUUGCGCCUCCAUUUGCUUGGAAUGGUGGUGGUAUGAGAUCAUGAUGUUUUUGUGUGGCGUGUUAAGUAAUCCUCAAGCAAGUUUGGCCUCCAUGGGGAUUUUAAUUCAAACCACUGGGAUGUUGUACGUUUUCCCCAUUUCCUUAAGCACGGGCUUGACGACGCGUGUCGGGCACGCAUUGGGCUCAGGGCAACCGAGCCGAGCCCAAUGGACAGCAAUACUCGGGCUCACCGUCGCUUUUGUGUUUGGUCUUUCGGCCUUUCUUUUUAUGAUAGCCGCAAGGUCAUGGUGGGGCAAGCUUUACACUGACGAGCCACAAGUCUUGCAAUUGGUGUCCAAAACACUACCGUUGCUUGGGCUUUGCGAGCUUGCAAACACCCCGCAAACCGCCGCCUGCGGAGUCUUAACAGGCACGGCCCGGCCCACCAUGGGGGCUAGAAUAAACUUGUGUGCCUUUUACGGGGUAGGGUUACCUGUCGCGGUCGGCGCCGCUUUUGGGCUUGGGGUUGGGUUUAGGGGCCUUUGGAUUGGGCUUCUCUCGGCCCAGGUUUCAUGUUUUGGUAUGCUGAUUUAUACAUUGGUUAGAACGGAUUGGAAGCAAAUGAGUAAACGGGCCGAGGAACUAGCUUCAAGAACAGAGGAUAAAGAGAAGGCAAAUGAGAAGAGAGAUGAAGAAAGUGGACUGCUAAGUACUGACACUGAAUUAACUGAAAUCUCAUGA
Messenger RNA from Morus notabilis, 1446 nucleotides. RefSeq names its product protein DETOXIFICATION 53. Gene Ontology annotation, cellular component: membrane. The coding region runs from base 1 to 1446 and encodes 481 amino acids. The record is from RefSeq and is a predicted model, not a curated record. Gene Ontology annotation, molecular function: xenobiotic transmembrane transporter activity; antiporter activity. Gene Ontology annotation, biological process: xenobiotic detoxification by transmembrane export across the plasma membrane. NCBI's taxonomy places the organism in Eukaryota, Viridiplantae, Streptophyta, Magnoliopsida, Rosales, Moraceae. The transcript has 2 exons.